Molecule: messenger RNA, 1187 nt
Organism: Puntigrus tetrazona (Sumatra barb)
Lineage: Eukaryota; Metazoa; Chordata; Actinopteri; Cypriniformes; Cyprinidae
Gene: guk1b
Product: guanylate kinase 1b
Exons: 8
Coding region: 10-681 (223 amino acids)
Cellular component (GO): cytosol
Molecular function (GO): GMP kinase activity
Source: RefSeq, a predicted model, not a curated record
UGCAGAGAAAUGUCCGGACCCAGGCCUGUAGUUCUGAGUGGACCAUCAGGAGCUGGAAAAAGCACACUGCUGAAGAGACUCAUGAAAGAAUAUGAAGGGGUUUUUGGAUUCAGUGUCUCCCACACCACCAGAAAUCCUCGGCCAGGAGAAGAAGAUGGAAAAGGACUGAAUUGUCUCCCAAUGCUUCUGGGGGCUACUUUACUUCCUGUAGCAGACGUCCUGUCCUCUGAGACAUCUGAAGAUUACCACUUUGUCACCAGAGAGAAGAUGCAAGAGGGAAUCGACAAUGGCGAAUUCAUUGAGAAUGCCGAGUUUUCUGGGAACAUGUAUGGAACCAGCAAAUCAUCCAUAGAAGACGUUCAGGCGCAAAACCUCAUCUGCAUCUUGGAUGUUGACAUACAAGGAGUGAAAAACAUUAAAAAGACUGAUUUGAACCCCAUAUAUAUAUCCAUCCAGCCACCUUCGAUGGAGAUCCUGGAAAAGCGUCUGAGAGACAGACAAACAGAGACAGAGGACAGUCUACAGAAGCGUCUGGAGGCAGCGAGAAUCGACAUGGAGCUCAGUAAGGAACCGGGAGUUUUUGAUUUGGUAAUCAUUAAUGAUGAUCUGGAAGAGGCAUAUGAGAAACUCAAAAGUGUUCUUAUUGAGGAAAUUGAGAAGGUGCAAGAUGCCAAGAAAUAAUGAAAAAAAUGCACUUUUGACCAUUCUGCCCAACAACACACGACAUGAAGCCUUUUUUUUAGCCUUGUACAGUGCAAUCAUGGUGUUGGUUCUCAUGUCAAAAAACUUCAAAAACCUAAUCAAGAUGGAUGAUAUGUUCAAAGGAGUGUGCUAUAGAGUUUUUCCUCUAUAAAUAUGUCCAUGUAUGUUAAAAACAUUUUUACUUCAGUUGAAGACACUUCCCUAUUAACUCUCUUGAACAUGUUUUCACCUAAUAAUGAAGGGAGAAAACUGUAACAAAUACGUUCAAGUUCAGCUGAUGAUGAUAGUUUGUUUAUUAUCAGCCUGUUAGCUCUAUAGUAGAGAAAUUAUCGUUUUAUAUAUUUAGGCCCUAUGAUUUGUGUAUAGUUAAUAGUUUACAGCAUAUUUGAUUCUCUGUUAGCCUUUCACAUGUUCGAAUGUAUUUAGCUGAAUGGUAUGUUUGAUUUGCACCCUCAUAUUUCUAAACUUUGGGUUAGCUAAAAUAA